This is a messenger RNA of Trypanosoma conorhini, 630 nucleotides long. RefSeq lists its product as uncharacterized. The coding region runs from base 1 to 630 and encodes 209 amino acids. Lineage: Eukaryota; Euglenozoa; Kinetoplastea; Trypanosomatida; Trypanosomatidae. The transcript has a single exon. The record is from RefSeq and is a predicted model, not a curated record.
AUGUACCGUCGGGUGUCGUUGCGUGCCACGGGUGGGAUGCUCGCGGCGGGGGCGGGCGGCGCCGGCUACGCGCAGCGGCGCGGCUUCCGCAAGGAGUUGUUUGAGGGGCCGCUCGACAUCAAACCCGGCGAGCGCGCGGCGCGCAAGGGGCCCCCGGUGUCCCACAGCCUGCCGGUGUACAAAACCGCCCACAAACUCAACAAUAGUGUCCGCUGGAAGAACGCGAACCUCAUCGCCAACGUGGCGGGCGGGAAGGACUACCGCCUGCGUGAGACCCAGGGCGAGGGCACCUUUGACGAGUCCGGCAUGUACCGUGACUGGCUCUACGGCGACGAGCGGCGGUACGCCAACUACAUCGGCGUCGCCCUCGCCUGCCUGAGCAUUGGGCUGUUUCUGUACACGAUGCGGGUGAUGAGCGCGGAGACGUGGGACAUCCCCGCCCCGGUGCUGGCGUCGCAGCGCAAGAAGGUCGCCGCGGCAGCCGCAAAGGCAGAGGCAGAGGCAGGCGUCACCGCCGCGGCAGCCGGGGGCGAAACGGGGAAGGAAGGUGGUAGCGGCAACGAGGCGGCCCAGCUGCCGGACGCACUCGCCAUGCUGAAGAAGCCCGCGAUUGUCUCCAAGGUGGCGUAG